GGAAAUAGAAAGUUUUGCCGGUUGGGGGAGCAAUACGGAAAAAGUGAGCCGAGGAGAGAACCGCAGGGAGCGGGCGAGGCUGCCCGGAUCGCGGCAGCGGGCGGGCAGCAGCAGGAUGUCAUCAGAGUCUACUUUCUGAUGAAAUAGGCCUGGGCUGAUUGUUUAAGGAACAAACGCCACUCUGACUCUGAGAUGACACAGAGCUUGAAGGGCUCGCUGGAGACCCGUGCUGCUCCAUUACUCUGGAACCACUGAUCACUCAGAGGAUGCACUUGACACCUUUUUUCGUCAUACUCUCUGUCCCAAGAGACUGACUUCAAUGGGGAAUCUCCAAGGCUCCCACAUCCAUCAGCUUCCAGUUGAGUUUGUCUUCUGGGGACCUCUGGCAGGAAAUCCAGAUGUCAUCAUUGCCAAGAAGAGCAAAAGUACAGGUUCAGACUGCAGUAUUGAAAGAUGGAUUUCCUUUCUUCUCUGAGUUAUCAUCUGCCUCUGAAGAUGACAAGGAAGAUAGUGCCUGGGAGCCCCAAAAGAAAGUUCCUAGAACCCGUAAGCAGCCUGCUCCCAAGGAAUCUAAACCAAAGAGGGUAUCUCGGGUGAAGAAUAUGCCACAGAUGAGUGAUGGCUCAGAAGGCAUUGCUGUCAAAGAGGAGCUGAAUAGCUCUGUGGCUAUUGCUGAUGUUGAUCUGGAAGACAGAAAAAAUAAAUCAGAUACUGUACAGACACUAAAAACAGUGAAGACAAAACGGAAAAAGUCAGCUGAGCCACUUUCAGCGCAAAGGACUAAAAAGCUGAAAAUUGAAGAAGAAACGAGCAAAAUUGGAAGCUUAGAGGGUGGGAAUACCAGUACAGAGACACCAUCCACAAGCACCAUGUGGCAAGGUACAUGCAAGAAGGAAAAGAAGGAUGAUGACUUUACAUUUGUUCCGUCCUCUUUUAAGAUAAUGAAGAUUGAAAGGUAUCCUCGGGGGCAGCCUGUCAGGGCUCCAGCAGAUGCCUAUAAUAUUAGAGAAGAGAUCCAAAUGCACUGGGAUAUAGUACAGGUUUUAUCUGAGAGAACUAACACUCAAAUUUGGGUUUGUGCCAAUAUCAUUCGUCUCUUUAAUGACGAUAACACAAUUCCCUUCAUUAUACGGUAUCGAAAAGAGCUGAUUAAUAAUCUUGAUGCUGAUGCUUUGAGAGAAGUUCGACAAACACUGGAAGAGCUACGGGCUGUUGCAAAGAAGGUUCAUAGUACAAUCCAGAAAAUAAAGAAGGAGGGGAAGAUGUCUGAGUACUUGUUAAAAGCUUUGCUGACCUGUAAAACUUUUGAAGAAUUAGAACAUGUGUCUGCUCCAUAUAAAACUGGGAGCAAAGGCACCAAAGCACAGAGAGCAAAACAGUUGGGAUUAGAAGGAGCAGCCAAGACACUACUUGAGAAUCCAGGGCAGCUCAAUCUGCCGUCUCACAUUAAACCUGGUGUUAAAGGGCUUUCGUCACUCCAGGAUAUUGAAGUAGGAGUGCAGCAUAUUUUAGCAGACAUGAUUGCUAAAGACAAAGAGACGCUUGAUUUUAUUCGACGAUUAUGCCAAAGUAGAGGUGUUUGUAUCCAGUCAUCUCUGGCAAAAGUGUCCUCCAAAAAGGUAAAUGAGAAAGAUGUCGAUAAGUUUCUACUCUACCAGAAUUUUUCAUGCAACAUAAGAAACAUCCAACAUCAUCAGAUUCUGGCAAUUAACCGUGGAGAAAAUUUGAAGAUCCUGACAGUUAAAAUCAACAUUCCUGAUGGAGUCAAGAGUGAAUUCUGUAGGUGGUGCAUCCAAAAUAGGUGGAGACCACGUGGCUUUGCAAGGCCGGAGUUAAUGCAGAUCUUAAAUAAUUCACUAGAUGAUUCCUUUAAACGCCUUAUUUAUCCUCUUCUCUGUAGAGAGUUUAGAGCCAAACUAACAUCAGAUGCAGAGAAAGAAUCGGUAAUGAUGUUUGGACGCAACCUUCGUCAGCUCCUCUUAACAAGCCCUGUACCAGGACGCACCUUAAUGGGAGUGGAUCCUGGUUAUAAACAUGGUUGCAAAUUAGCUAUAAUUUCUCCUACCAGUCAAAUACUUCAUACUGAUGUGGUUUACUUGCAUUGUGGACAAGGCUUCCAAGAGGCAGAGAAAAUAAAGAAGCUUUUGCUGGAUUACAACUGCAGUACAGUGGUGAUUGGAAAUGGAACUGCUUGCCGGGAAACAGAAGCUUACUUUGCUGACCUGAUAAUGAAAAAUUACUUUGUGCCACUGGAUGUUGUUUACUGUAUUGUCAGCGAAGCAGGAGCAUCAAUCUACAGUGUCAGCCCUGAAGCUAUCAAAGAGAUGCCAGGGCUGGACCCUAAUUUGAGAAGUGCAGUUUCCAUAGCAAGGCGUGUACAAGAUCCAUUAGCUGAGCUAGUGAAAAUUGAGCCCAAGCACAUUGGAGUUGGAAUGUAUCAGCAUGAUGUAUCUCAGACUUUACUUAAGGCAACACUGGACAGUGUUGUAGAAGAAUGUGUCAGCUUUGUGGGAGUGGAUAUUAACAUCUGUUCAGAAGUUUUGUUAAGGCAUAUCGCAGGACUUAAUGCCAACAGGGCCAAAAAUAUCAUUGAAUGGCGAGAGAAAAAUGGGCCCUUCAUCAACCGAGAGCAGCUGAAGAAAGUGAAAGGGAUGGGUCCAAAAUCCUUCCAGCAGUGUGCAGGCUUCAUCAGAAUUAACCAAGAUUAUAUCCGAACAUUUUGCAGUAGUGAGCAAAGUGAGCCUUCAGACCAAAUUCAAGGAGUUGCUGUGACGUCUUCAGCAGGUGUUGAGGUCACAAAUGAGAAGCAGAGCAAAAAGAAGCGCAAAACUACAGUGAAUGUUUCACUAAAGCCAAAUCCUUUGGACCAAACUUGUAUUCAUCCAGAAUCAUAUGACAUAGCAAUGAGGUUUUUACCAUUCAUUGGAGGGACACUGUGUGAGACUGGGAAACCUGAAAUGCAACAAAAAAUAAAUUCAUUCCUUGAAAAGGAAGGAAUAGAGAAAACUGCAGAAAGAUUAAAAACAACAGUACACACCUUACAGGUGAUCAUAGAUGGUCUCAGCCAGCCUGAAAGCUUUGACUUUCGAACAGAUUUUGAUAAGCCUGAUUUCAAGAGAAGCAUAGUGUGCUUGGAAGAUCUGCAAGUUGGGGCAAUUCUUACAGGCAAAGUCGAGAAUGCUACUCUGUUUGGAAUUUUUGUGGAUAUAGGAGUGGGGAAAUCAGGGCUGAUUCCCAUACGAAAUGUAACAGAAGCAAAACUUUCUAAAACAAAGAAGAGAAGGAGCCUAGGACUAGGCCCUGGAGAAAAAGUGGAGGUCCAAGUGCUCAAUGUUGACAUCCCCCGAUCUAGGAUUACUCUGGACCUCAUCCGGGUGUUGUGAGUGUCCUGCUGAAAACUAAACACUGUUUCUGUUCCCUCCUUUUAUUAAAGGCUGACAAAGAUAAGUCAGAUUUUUAUAAGUUUUAGAUAGUUGAUGAGAAAAUAUUCACUUAAUAUCAGAAAUAUCUUCCAAACAUGUUCUUUAUUUUUCCUUCUGAAUAAAUAGGAAACUAAUAGUUUGAUUUAUUUUCCCCUUAAAGAAAACAACUAAUAGACCUUCCUAUAUGGCUUUAUGUAAUACUGGUUUUCUGACCAAAAUAUUAGUUUUUGCGUUUUGUAAUUUGUCUUUAAUCCUGUUUCCAUUUUAUAUAAUGGAUGGCUUCACUUCUACUUACCAACUGGUAUGGAAUUGUCUUCUUGGUUUGAAUUCCACAGUGUUUGUUGACACGGUAGGGCUAGUAGUGUUUAGUCCUCCCAUUUUAUAGAUUUUUUUUUUUACCAGGCCUUUUGGAUUUGAUUAAUAAUUUUGCAAUAAUCUUUAUUUUCCCUUGCCAAGCAAACCAAAAAUAUACUAGUAAAAGUGAUUCUGAUUUGUUCGUAACCAUCGAGUAAAUGGCACAAAACAUUUCUCAGAAGGAUGUAUAAAUUGAUACCAACAAUAAAGUUUCAUGGCUGGUGA
Messenger RNA from Nycticebus coucang (slow loris), 4001 nucleotides. RefSeq names its product S1 RNA binding domain 1 (gene SRBD1). Gene Ontology annotation, biological process: nucleobase-containing compound metabolic process; translation. The record is from RefSeq and is a predicted model, not a curated record. Bases 399 to 3383 code for a protein of 994 amino acids. NCBI's taxonomy places the organism in Eukaryota, Metazoa, Chordata, Mammalia, Primates, Lorisidae. The transcript is spliced from 23 exons. Gene Ontology annotation, molecular function: structural constituent of ribosome; mRNA binding.